UCUUUUUUAAACAUGUAUAAAUAUGAGUCGAUCUAUGUGGAAAACAGCCACAUGGGAUGGAACGGUUUUUAAAUGAAUUUUAUUUUUGUACUUUUGAUACAAAACAGUGCUUAGUGAUUGGCAGAGCUAAGUAAUUUUGUCCAUUAAUUAAUUUUGCCAGUAAAUAUGGACAUCAGUUUCAAAACAACUUGUUCAAAACAAUUUGGUGGCUGUACAUCUUACUCAUUAAGGCAAAUCUUUUUUAGUUGGCAACCAGUAGCCUGUCAAGUGUCCAAUGCUGCCAAUUAAUUCUUGAAGCAAAUAAAUUUUUUGUUGAAUUUCUUUCAUUUCAUCAUCAACCAGCAUCGUGCAAAUAGUUGCUUUAUUUUGAUAGUUUUGGUACUGGUAGUGAAAUCGCAUUGAAAACAAGCAUAAAUGGCUGAAAAUGAUUUUUCAGACAAUACUAAAACACUGUCCGAGUCAGAGAUACAAAAUCUUAAAUUACAAAAUUCGCGAAUAAUCAGUGAAUAUAAAGCUAACCAACUAGAACUUGAAGCUAAGAAGCAUUGGGAUCUAUUUUAUAAAAGAAAUGAGAACAGGUUUUUUAAAGAUCGGCAUUGGACUACUAGAGAGUUUGAAGAUUUGUUAAAUGAUCAAGAAUCUGAUAAAUUGAUAUUGUUUGAGAUAGGGUGUGGUGUUGGGAAUUUCAUAUUUCCGUUGAUUGAGGAAGGCCUAAACUUUCAAAUCCUAGCUUGUGAUUUAUCACCCAGAGCUGUAGAUAUUGUAAAAGGGCAUCCAAGCUACAAUUCUAACUUAAUUCAGAAGGUUUUUCAGUGUGAUAUUACUACAGACGAUGUUUAUGAGGAAGUUAAAGAAAAUACUGUCGACAUCACAACCUUAAUUUUUGUCUUAUCUGCAGUACACCCCGAAAAGUUUAAGGAUACUUUAAGACGGGUAAAAGCCUUACUAAAACCUGGUGGAUUGUUACUAUUUAGAGACUAUGGCUUAUAUGACAUGGCACAAUUGAGAUUCAAAGUGGGCCACAAAAUUUCUGAUAACUUUUAUAUGAGACAAGAUGGUACCAGAUCAUAUUUCUUCUCAACUGAAUUUAUGAAACGUCUUUUAGAAGAGUGUGGUUAUGAAAUAGUUCUAAAUACGUAUAUACACAGGAGAACUGUUAACAAAAAAGAGAAUAUUGAUGUUCCCAGGAUUUUUGUCCAAUGUAAAGCUAGGAAGCCUGUAGAAUAAAAUAGAAAAGGUUGAAGAAAAUGAGUCGAAAAUGGGAAACUGAUACUGGCCAACUGUACAAGAUUUGACAAAGUUACAUGCUGUAUUUCGUAUCCACUGAUAGGUAAUCAUGGAGAAUACGAAGAGGAUGUUAGAGCAAAAUAAGGACUAAUUUGUCUAAUCCUGGAGAACUGAUUAUGGGAAUGUGGCAACAAAAUAAGGACAAGGACUGAUUGUUGUGAUCUUCAGGGUCACCUUUGGGCACUCAAACACCAGCUACAAUACCUGGUACCACUGCAUCUACCAGAAUGACCACCAACAGCAGCUCUCUGUCAAAUCAGGAACUGAACUCUUUGUCUAAUUUUUCCACUGAGGGGGUUCCAGUUGAGGAAGUUCCUUAGAUUCCAGCAGCAUCUUGUCUGGCAAUCUAAUACCUGCACAAUCAGCCAAUGAUUAAUAUUAGUAUACAUCCUAUGGAUAUCACAGCAAAUGACAGUGUAGGAUAAAAACAGACAACAUGGAUAUCACACAUAACAUAAGAAAUAUAUGUUUUCGCCAUGCGAAAGAUAAAAUUGAUUCUUGGUUGAAGAAAUUUUUAGAAAGUUGAAAUUGUAGCCUGAUCACAUUAAAAAAAUGGAAACUGAAAAUCAAAAUAAUAAAAGUAUUUGAAAUUGAUUAUGAAACUAUGCAGGGGAGCUGAGCAUGCUAAUCUUAAAUUCAAAAUGGGACAGAAUGUAACCACAUUGAUUAAUGGAAAGUACUUAUUGAAAGUUAACGGAUUUGUCUAACAAAUCAAGAGCUAAAAAAAAAUUUUAUUUUUGUAUCCUUUAAGCAGCGCUCCCUUCUGUUUGGUUUUAUCUGAUGGGUUUUGGUAUUAUGUACAUAUAAAUCAAUAGAAGUAUUCCGGCCAUUUCAACACCUUACAGCAUUAUAUGGUAGAAACAUUUUGCUUAUAUAUAAGACCAUUUCUUCCAAGGCAGUUGAAAAAUGAAAAAACAAAUGCCAAACAAGUACCCACAUGUGUUCAUCAUCUAAGAGACAGAACAUGAAGUAGUGAGACGACUACAAGUUCUGAGCAAAAAAGAAGUUUUGAAACUUGCAUGUGACAAAUUAUCAUCACAUUUUGAGGUUAGUUGAAGAAUACCGCUGAGUCACAAAGCAGGACCGUGAUUUUACGUUAGUUGAAGAAUGGCGUACAAAACCUGAUUCUUUGUCAGAACGUGAUGACACUAGUUACAGAACAGGAAUGUGAUUUUAUAUGCGAUGAAAAAUAUUCAAGCAAGCCAGUUCCGAAUGUGAAUUUUUAAAUAUUGGGUUGAUAAAAAUUGAAUAAAAUAUUUUACCAAAGCUA
Molecule: messenger RNA, 2557 nt
Organism: Diabrotica virgifera virgifera (western corn rootworm)
Lineage: Eukaryota; Metazoa; Arthropoda; Insecta; Coleoptera; Chrysomelidae
Product: tRNA N(3)-methylcytidine methyltransferase METTL6
Exons: 15
Coding region: 415-1227 (270 amino acids)
Source: RefSeq, a predicted model, not a curated record